Pelodiscus sinensis (Chinese soft-shelled turtle) is the source of this 4021-nucleotide messenger RNA. The record is from RefSeq and is a predicted model, not a curated record. Lineage: Eukaryota; Metazoa; Chordata; Testudines; Trionychidae.
CCUAUUUGUCCAGUUGUCUCUUGUGAUCUUAAUUGCAUAUGUAAUUUUUAAAUGUUUGUUAUAAUUGCUCUCUGUUCCCUUCCUGUCCCUUUUUGCAGGGAGGUGGUGCAGGCAAAUUCUGUUCAUUGGAAGAAGAAGUUUUUAUUUAUGUGUAAAAUGAGUGCCAGUGUCACUACUGGGAUUCUGGAUCCUUGCAUCUGCAGAGUAUCUGUACGGAAGGAAUUAAAAGGUGGAAAGGCAUAUGCAAAGCUGGGCUUUGCAGACCUAAACCUUGCAGAGUUUGCUGGAUCGGGAAAUACCACUCGUCGCUAUUUAUUGGAAGGUUAUGAUACCAAAAAUACCAGACAGGAUAAUUCCAUUCUCAAAGUAUUGAUCAGCAUGCAGCUAAUGUCCGGAGACCCAUGUUUUAAAACGUCUCCUUCCACAGGAAUGUUCAUAGCAGUUGCUGGAGAAUCAGAAUCUUUACAUGAGGACAGGAAAGGUGGAGAGAAAUUGAAAGAGGUACAUUUGGGUGUUUCAGAUCUCUCAGCAAAGAGUGUAUCAGUCCCAGAUGAACUUGGUGCAUGUGGACAUUCCAGAACAUCAAGCUAUGCAAGCCAGCAAUCAAAACUGUCAGGGUAUAGCACAUGUCACUCCAGAUCAUCCAGCGUUUCUGAUCUCUGCCAUAGGAGAAACACCUCAGUGGGAAGUACAUCUACAGGAAUUGGAAGUAUUCUAGAGCCAUGUGAAGAGACUGAAUCCAAAGUAACAGAUGAUAGUUUUUAUACUCCUGUUAAAGAUAUGUCUUCAGAAAAACUCAGCAGACUCUCUAAAUGUAUUUAUCCUGACAGGCAUCCAGUGAAGCAAGACUCCGUAGAGUCACAAUUGAAGCGGGUUGAUGCCACCAGAGUAGAUGCAGAUGAUAUUGUUGAAAAAAUAUUACAGAGUCAAGACUUCAGUUUAGACUCCAGUGCAGAAGAAGAAGGCCUGAGAUUAUUUGUGGGCCCUGGGGGGAGUACUUCUUUUGGAAGUCAUCAUCUACCUAAUAGGGUGGGAUCUGGAGCAUACGAACAAGUUGUGAUUAAACGCUAAAACAGAAGCAUUUGAACAUAAGAAUACUUGUAGAGUUCCUGAGUGGAUAAUUAAGAUGUGUUCAUUUAAUUCUAACAUUUAUCAAAGUUGUGUGUGAUGAGAGAGACUCUUUCAAGAGGCCAGCUCACAUUUGGUCUGGAGUAUCUGAGUGGGGCCUGUUCAUAAAAGAUCCUUCUUCAGUGGUUCCAAAGCAAUUUUUAGUAUCUGUCCCUUGUACAAGUUCAUAACCAUUGUUGUGACUGUUACCCAAUGUUAGUGAAUUACUUGCUUUUGUGAUUUAAGUGUAAAGUAUCUUGUGGAAACCUGAUAAAUGACGUCUAUUUGAACAUAGCUUAAUAUGGAAACUCAUUAAUAAGGAUGUGCUCCAUUUGCAAUGUGACCUUUUAGAAGAAGCCCUUUAUAAGAUCAGUCUUAAAUUAAUGUAGUUCAGAACUUAAAUUCUACAUUAGAAAUAAUUCUUCAUAUUUAACUUUUAAAAUAUUACUUGCCAUUGCAGUGCUAUAAUGGCUUAUUCCCUCUAUCAGGCCAUAAUUAAUAUAAAACGGCGAUCAAUUUUUUCCCAGAAAACUAAUGAGUUGUGCUUUAAAGAUGCCAUCUGCUUCAGUAGUACUAAACGUGUGAAUGCAUUGAGCAUAAUGAACUGUAAGGUUAAAUAAGCAGAUGGUAGAGAGAAAUAUAUAAAAGCAAAAUAUAAAUGACUAGAUCAAACCAUAUUUGUUGCAACUUGUAAAUAAAAUAUCGUGACUUAAGUACAUAAGCAGGACUUCUGGCCCCCUAUGUAAAUGACACAAUUAUAUUUGAAAUUUCACAUCAGAAUUACCAAGUCAUAGUAAAGCACUCAACAAGCAGGUCUUGUAUGCUUAAGAAUAGUGUGAUUUUAUGUUUGGGGGAAUAAAACUUUAAACUCUUGAGAUUUAGCUGUCUAAACAAAAAGUAAAAGUUUCUUCCAAAUAUGAUUUUUGAUAACGCCUGAAUCUUAAAGCUCAGUGGAUGAUACUGUCUGGUGAAAAGCAGUCAGCAGCUUGACACCACUACGAACAUGUUUUCUAGCUUAAUCCUUCACAGUUGCGUAUUACUUACAUCUGAAGGUGCCUUGUUCCUAGGGGUGGAAGAUAGGAGGGAAGGAUAGACUACCAAAUGAAGUUUUUAAGAAUAAAUGAACAUCGAGACUACUGCCAAUAUAAUUUACUAACAGAAGCACUUUAUAUAGUAUACAUGCACUCUGCAAUCUGAAAAAUCAAUCUCUGAGUAAAGGCCUUACCCUUUUUUAUGUAGAAUCACUAUCCACUUCACUAUCUGUCUAUUGUUACACUUACAGGCAUGAAACAUUUUGACCAAAAUGUAUUGUACUCUAAUGUGCACAAAUGCAAUGGCUUUAUUCUAAAAUGUAUUAGUUUUAGACAAAUGGUGAAUUAAACAUCUUUUUACAAAAUAAUUGUUUUGCUGUCAGCUGUAAAAGUAUGUUUAUUUUUUUAAAAAAGAUUUCCAAUGGGCUGCCAAUCUAACAGUUCGAGGUUAUAUGAACUGUAUUUCAGUAUAAAAUUGCAGAAGAAACCCUAGUUUUGUUGAAAAUUAACCAUAUAGUUUACCAUUUUUUUUCUUUAAUAAACUGAAGGUUUCAAAUUCUUCUCUGAAACAAAUGGUAUUUAGGAUCCUUUUCUCUGGAAGUCAUCUUAGUCUAUAUUAAGACAUUUUACAUGGUUUUACUUUUUCAUAAGUGUAGAGUAUAAAUAAAACUGAGUUCAGUGAUGAACACUUUAUAUUAGCUUAAAGGAAACAUUAGUAUUCAAAUUCUAUUGAAUAUUAUUAGAUAAGAGAUAUUUUUAAAUCUGGUACGUAAAAGGAGUAUUUUCCACUGAUUUAUGUAAUUUUUUUUAAUUUGGGCAGUUCUAAUGGAUAAAAUGUAUUAAAUACAACUUGUUUGUAAUAACUGCAGUUAAAAGGUGAGAUUGUAGAGAAAUAACAAAAUGCUUAUAAGAAAUGUAAAAAUGAUCCUUUCAUUAAAAAGUUGCCAUUGAGUGUUUACAUCAUACAGGUAAUACAUGCCAAUUUGUUUUCCAAAUUUUUAAAUAGAAAGAGUCGAUAAGGUUACUGGCUCUAAGUUAAAAUUGAGAGACCAUAGCAAUAAAGAAAGAAAGUUGUAUUUGAAAUAGAAAAAAUAUAUACUACUAAAUUGUUUAUGGAGAGUGUUGUGGCGCCAAAGAGCAUAAAUAAUAACCUAAAACUCAUUCUGAAGGGCAAACAACUUCAAGAGGGGUCUAUUUUUUUCUUGAAACGUAAGGAUGUUGGUUUUGUACAUGCUGCUUUAAACUGACUUUUACUCCAGUAAAACUAUCCAUAAUUUGCUUGUUGCCACAAAUCAGUAACUAAUUUUAAAAGCUUCUAAUUUACAUUUACAAUCUCUUUAAAUGCAACCUGCCUAAUAUUACAUCUUGCUAUUUCGUCUGUUUUAGCAUACUAUGUUUUUUUAAAGUUUAAUCAAUUCAGUCCUUCAACUAAUAUUGUUUAAUAGAGAUAUUUACCAGACUUUAUUAAAAAUGUACCACUGUAAUAGGCAAAUAUUAAACACAUAAAGCAGAACUUGAGGCAUCCUUAAAGAAUAUGAGGAAUAGGGGCUGGCUGCUACUGAUUUUUCAAAUGUAAUCUAUAUUUUUAAAAUAUAAAUUAAUUGUAAAUAUAUAUAUUUUAUAAGGGUAGAAGCUAAUGUUGAUACUUAGAGGAAAACAAAUGUGUCGUUCAGUAGAGCUGGUUGGUUACAGAUAAUUUAUUUAAAAUACACAGCAUAGACAUUGCUAGUAAUCCAGUAACCAAAGAUGCUCCCCUCAUCCCUCUGGCUUUCCUACAGCAGCAUGGUUCUGUGACUGACUGCAAAAUUAUUCAUGGCUUAAAAUUUAAAUGUAUGGAGAGUGCUCUUCUGUUUUGAGUUCAAUAAAGCAUAUUUGCAAAACCA